AUGGAUCUUACUAUUCAAGAAGAAAAAGACUUAUUGGAUGCAGAUGAUACAGGUAAUCUCGUACCAGAUUCUAUAACAUCGUUACUGUUAAAUCCACAAUUCAUUACUAUGAUGAAAGAAAGCUUGUUACCGUCUCUUGUUGACGGCGUAAAGCAGUCUUUCUCGGCACAUACCGAGACAACAAACAGUGAACAAGCAACAUUCACCGGGAAUUCUGCCGGUUCAACAAGUGGAGAUAACCAUGCAGCCUAG
Messenger RNA from Paramuricea clavata, 252 nucleotides. The record is from the annotation of a GenBank genome assembly. Lineage: Eukaryota; Metazoa; Cnidaria; Anthozoa; Malacalcyonacea; Plexauridae.